Molecule: messenger RNA, 2058 nt
Organism: Chrysemys picta bellii (western painted turtle)
Lineage: Eukaryota; Metazoa; Chordata; Testudines; Emydidae
Gene: ZNF497
Product: zinc finger protein 497
Biological process (GO): regulation of transcription by RNA polymerase II
Molecular function (GO): RNA polymerase II cis-regulatory region sequence-specific DNA binding; DNA-binding transcription factor activity, RNA polymerase II-specific
Source: RefSeq, a predicted model, not a curated record
GCCUACCCCGCUUCCUCUUCCGCCGGGAGAGAGCUGAGCUUCCCGGGCAGAGAACCUGCAGCCCGGGCUGAGUCGCUGCUGCUCCCCAGCGGGGUCUGUGCGGGGAGAGACCUGCACUAAUCCCCCUCUGUGCCCAGCCUGGGGAGGGGACUUUCUGCGGUGGCUGGAACCAGCCCCAGGCUCUGCCGACACCAGCCCCUGAGCCGGAGCCUGCAGAUGGGGAAACCGAGGCAUGAGUGGCAACAUGGCUGUGCUGUGGGCACCAUGGGCAGAGCCGGGAUAGAAGACCACCCCCUGGGUGCCUUUCAGAAUGCUGCCUUUCAGAGUGCUAUUCAUUAGGUAGCACCAGAAGGGGCCGGUGGCCGGCAAGGAGGUGGGUGUGUAUUCCACCAUGGAGCCGUGCGUCCUGCUGGAUCCUCACCAAAAAGCCCUGUACAGGGACGUCAUGCAAGAAAGCUACGACACCCUGAUGUCGCUGGAAUUUCCCUUUCUGAAAGCGGAGGUGAUCUCCCGACUGGAACGGCGUCACAGAGGCUCCAAGGAGAGGGAGAUCCCAGCAGCGUCUGGCCCAGGUGAUGGGACGGCGAGUGAGACCGAGGAGGAGAAUCCCCCGAAGGAAGGCCCUGAGCCAGCGGAACCACGGGAGAUGCUGCCGGAAGGAUUUUCAGGAGCUGUUUGCCAGGGGCCUGCUGGGGUGAGGCUGGGAGGGGCAGGGAGGAGACAGGGCAAACCCACCCCUCAGGGGCCCAGCCCCAAGAAACUGCAGGAUAUCACAGCUCACCAGCAAACACCCCAGGGCCAGAAACCCUACCGGUGCCAGGACUGUGGCAAGAGCUUCAUCUGGAGCUCGCACCUGGAGCGGCAUCGGCGCGUCCACACAGGCGAGCGCCCCUAUGCCUGCCCUGAGUGCGGUGAGCGCUUCACCCAGAGCUCCCACCUCCGGCAGCACCAGCUGGCCCAUGGCGGCGAGCGCCCCUACAAGUGUGGCGACUGUGGCAAGCGCUUCGGUGACCCGCCAGCCCUGGCAGUCCACCGACGCGGCCACCUGGAGGACAAACCCUACCGCUGCGCCCAGUGCGGCAAAGGCUUCGCCUGGAGCUCCCACCUGGAGCGUCACCGGCGCAUCCAUACCGGCGAGCGGCCCUACCGGUGCAGGGAGUGCGGGGAGGCCUUCGCCCAGAGUGCCCACCUCACCAAGCACCGCCGGACCCACACCGGGGAGCGCCCCUACCGCUGCCCCCACUGCGGGAAGGGCUUCGGGGACAGCUCUGACCUCACGCGACACAAACGGACCCACACAGCUGGGAGCAUCAGGCAGCGCCAACAACCCGCUCGCAAGCAGAGUCCGGCCAAGCCCAGGAAAGCUCAGCAGAAGGGGAAACACAGCCGCUGCAGCCAGGGCGCUGGGGAGAGCUUGGGGCGACCACAACAGCAGCAGGGUCCCCAGUGCCAGGACUGCAGGCUGGGCUCCAAGCCCCGGAGAGCCCACCAGGAGGGGACGUGCAGCUGCUUCAGGGAGAGCUCGGAGCUGUUUCAGGGUUCAGAGGCCCUGGGACCCCAGCCCAAGCGGAAAUCCCACCCCUGUGGGCACUGCGGGAAGGUCUUCACCUGGAGCUCCCACCUGGAGCGGCACCGGCGCGUCCACACCGGCGAGCGGCCCUAUGCCUGCCCCGAGUGUGGCGAGCGCUUCGCUCAGAGCGCCCACCUCACCAAGCAUCGCCGGACCCACACCGGCGAGCGGCCCUACACCUGCCCCCACUGCGGGAAGGGCUUCGUCGAGAGCUCCGACCUGGCACGGCACCGGCGCACCCACACCGGGGAGAAGCCCUACAGGUGCAAGCAGUGCGGGAAAGGCUUCAGUGUCCACUCAGCCCUCACCAAGCACCACAGGGAGCACGCGGGGAGCACGCCGUGAGUGGUUGCCACUGAGAGCCUGCGCCAGGCUGCCCCGUCCCCUCCUCAGGGAGAGGAGAGGAAAACCUGGCACUUCCAUUUCACAUUGCACGCUUGGGAGAAGGCCCCCGGGAUGGCCCGAGGGCCUCUGGGCUGGAGACAUCC